AUGGAACCUACCCCGUUACAUCCACUCCAUGACCAACAGGAGCUGAUCAUUUUCGUACAAAUAUUAGCCGGGAUACGCUUUCAGCAAGAAAAGCAAGGACGAAAAAUAGCACUGGUCGCUUCCUUAAAUCAGCAGGUGUUCGAAGCAGUCAGCCGACGAUCUGUUACCCCGGGAUCGGGAAACGCUUCCUUCAAUGCGAAAUUAAUAUGGAAAUGUGAUCGGCACUUUUUAAAGUCCAUGAAAACCAAGAAUGCUCCCAUAAAGCUAGACUGCUACGAGGUGCAACCGACCGGAGCACGAAGUCACGUAGGAAGUGUCGUCAUUCCGUUGCGCUCGGUUCCGGUCGUAACGUUGCCAAGGAUUAAAUCCCUCAAACCUCGUUGGUACCGUUUGAUCGGAAUAGAAAAUGAACGGUGGCGUCGCAUAAAGCCAGAGCUUCAUUUGCUGGUAAUGGUAACGGAUUCUCAAUACCUGAACCAGGGCGCUACCGGCAUACGGGACGAUCUUUCCACACCGGACAUGAGUGAAGAUGAGCAAACGAAACGAAGCGAACCAAAGCCGGAACGGUUGCCUAGCAAUGUGGAGCUGCUGGAAGACCGCGGCCUACUGCAGGUUGGUUGCAAAGAUACAGAUUUGGAGUUGUUUCUGUUCGAAAUUGUUCUAAAAUGUGCCCAACAUUUGGAUCAGUUUUGCCCCGGGAAAGACGCUUUUCUUCUGCGGUAUGAACUGUUAGGUGAUCAUCACGUGGCGAGGGCCGAACGCGUUAAGCCUGGUUCCGCAGUGUUUUCCGUUAAGUCAAAAAUCAGAAUCAAUCUGCGUAGCUCAGUAGCGGCGUUAAUUGAUUACUUUGAUAAUGGAUUUAAGAUUCUAGUUUCGGUAUUGUCGGCGGGCGAUGGGCAAAUGUUGGAAUCCGAUAGGAACGGUAAAGCCGUCGGAAAAGCGACUGUUCACUUCGUCGCUUUCCUGAAGAGCAAAAACUUGGAAGAAUUUAAGGAAAUCUAUUCUGCAAAUAACAAUACACUGGACGCAGUUCGUAGUGUACCCAUUUUGGCGGCAAAUAGCAUGGAUGAGCAUCGAGAAUUGAAAGAUAACAUGAAUGAAAAGCUGAUAAUACCAUCGAUAAAGUACAAGCUAUCUUUACGAUACUUGGGACGUGAUGGAGCUAUUUUGAAAGAAGUAGAAGAAACAACGAACGUGGACACUGCACUGAAAAAUAUCGAACAGCCUGAGCAAACCACUUCCAAUUAUACUGUGGCACCUGUAACUAGUGGAUCAAAAUUGGACGAAGUUCUCCCAACUCAUGUCUCCAAACCUUCAACACCAAAAUCCAAUCGAAUUGUCAGUGACGGCAAUCGGGAAGAAAAGGUGAACAUUGAUAACAUUCUAAUGGCAUCCGAGCAAGAUUUGCGCGACAUAAGACGCACCUUUGCGUUUCGAGUACGUGUAGGAACGGUAAAGUUCACGUCCCAUCCCUCACCUGGUCUGUGGCAACUGGCUUUGCAACAUCCGAAAGCAGACACACCUUUUACGAAGAUCCGAUUGGACUUACUACCCGAUAUUGCCGUACACGAGGACCGUAUUGAAUUUGGUGAUGUUACGCUGGAGCUUCUAUUUUCGGCUCUUCCAGAUCGGGUGCUGGAAACUAUCAACGCCGAACCAUCCAAACUGACACUGAACGGUCCCCACGGCUCGUACGCUUUGGCGCGUCUCGAUAACGAAAGUCUGCUCGUUGGAACACGUGAACGACAACCGGCCGGUGUGGUGGUAAUGAUAAACGAGGCAGGAGAAAAUGUGGCCAUCGCUUCGAUUAGUUGUGCCUUGAAAGAGGUCGGUUUGAACUACAACAGUCAGCUAGGUAACGUGCUAGAUUCGGUGGAUUGUUGCCACAUUUUGAACGAAACGAAAAAAGGUUUUGAUGAAAAGAUCGCCUAUAAACUGGUCGAAGAGCAGAAGGCAUGGAUGGAAGAACAGCGCAAACAAUUCAUCGAUCAGCUUAAGCAAAAGGAAGACCAACAUCUGCGGGCGUUAGCACAGCGCUGGAAAGAACAGCAAGCGGAGGCAGAAAAACGGCUCUCAGAUCGUCUGGCACGCGUGGACGCACUAGCAGCCGCACUGGACGAAGCGAACCGAAAUUCACAACCAAACGUCGUCGUACCACAAGACUCCGCACGCGCAAAGCUAUUGGAGCAGCAGUUUCGGUCUCAGCUGGAAGAGAUCCGUGCGAAAGCUGUUCGUCUAGAGCAGGAAGCGAAAGCGCAGAUCGAAAUGACACGUCGUCAGGGUCAACAGUUGCAACAGCAGCAACUAAAUCUGAGUGCCGACCAGCAGUACUUGAUAGACUGCAAUCGUACGCUACGCAAUGAUUUGGAGCAGGAACGUGCCGCCCGUACCCAGCUCGAACUGCAACUGGACGAAAUGACAACCUCCAAGCAAUACUACAAAGAGGAAUGGGCAAGGUUGACACGUAAGAUGCACCAACUACAACAGGAGCUUAGCAUGGCCCGGACACCGUACUUCCAACCCCUGGCAAAGAAUAAACGAACCGGCCGACCAAGGACUGCUGCGACCAGCUCCGCAUUUCCCGUAUCGACGGCACGGAGCGAUGCACGUCAGGGUGCUGGUGAUGCUUGUGUCAUGAUGUGCCACUGUUCAAAGGAUUCUGAUUCAAAGGAUUCUGGUUAA
Molecule: messenger RNA, 2682 nt
Organism: Anopheles maculipalpis
Lineage: Eukaryota; Metazoa; Arthropoda; Insecta; Diptera; Culicidae
Product: centrosomal protein of 120 kDa-like
Exons: 2
Coding region: 1-2682 (893 amino acids)
Biological process (GO): positive regulation of centriole elongation; centrosome cycle; interkinetic nuclear migration
Cellular component (GO): centriole; centrosome
Source: RefSeq, a predicted model, not a curated record